Molecule: messenger RNA, 2536 nt
Organism: Tachysurus fulvidraco (yellow catfish)
Lineage: Eukaryota; Metazoa; Chordata; Actinopteri; Siluriformes; Bagridae
Product: protein zyg-11 homolog
Exons: 15
Coding region: 203-2371 (722 amino acids)
Cellular component (GO): Cul2-RING ubiquitin ligase complex
Molecular function (GO): protein binding
Source: RefSeq, a predicted model, not a curated record
CGCGCGAUGUGGAGCUCCAGCGCGUCAGUGUUGUUAAGGCCUUUAGUCUGUUUUGUGUCGGAGGUGAUAAAAGCUACAGAUACUAACUCACUGUGAGGCUGUGGAAGUUCAGCUGAUACACAACAACUUUAAACUGCUUUAAACUACUAGAUCGGAUAUUUAUUUCAACAUCAAAACACUUCUUUAUCCUGUUUACACAGAUAUGGAUGAAGACAGCCCUCCCUCUCUUGUUAAUGUGUGUUUACUGAGUGUGUGUCAAAGCCUUGACACCCUGUGCAGUGUGUGUGAUGACGGAUCACUGCGUCUUCGAUCCUGUCCGAUUUUUCCACCAGAACUGUCCGAUUUGUUACUGAGCACCAUGACAGAUGAAGGUUUGCUGAACGAAAAGACUCUUGGUAUUUUCCACAAUGUCGAGUGUUUUCGCCUGAAGCGUGCCUGCAUUCGUGGAACUCGUCUCACCGCAGCUUCCUUCCGCCGUUCUCUGUGUUCUCACUGCCUGCAGGAACUCGAUGCAUCCCAUGUUCUCGGUGACAUUACAGUCUCUGACAUCGUCCAGGGCCUCUCCUUAAAUCGGGUCUGCUGUCAGAGCCUGCACAGGCUGAGCGUGAGUGCUGUGGAUUGUCUCUUGGACGUUCCGGUAAGUUUCAGGAAGUUGCAGGGUCUCAGGAGUCUCUCUGUGGCAUGGACACCUCUGGACGACUCAACUUUGGAGGACAUCUGCUCACUCCCGCUGCUGGAGAGCCUGGAUAUUUCCGGGACAAACAUCACAGACCUCAUGCCGCUCUUGAAGCUCCGCUCGAGGCUGCGUUCACUUACUCUUCACGCACUGCACCACCUCACAAUGGCUGCCGAUGACUUUCUAGCUGUGAUCUCUGCGCUGGAGCUCCUCACACACCUCGAUGUCUCCAACGAUCUGAUCCAGACAAGGGGCGAGAUGAUCAGGAAGCUCCUGCAGAAGACACACAUCCUCCCAGCGCUCUUGGAUCUGGAUGUGUCCGGGUGGAAAGGGAUCAGCGAUGAGGCCUUGAAGACCUUCCUGGAAGGACACACAAGAAUGAGAUUCAUUGGUCUUCUGGCCACUGGGGCUGGAAGAUCUGACCUCCUGUCUGGAGAUGGAAAUCUGAAGGUGGCAGGAGACUGGAACCUUCUACAGCUGUGUGAGGCUCUGAGGAGAUACAGGGGGAGGGAGAGCUUCGUGCAGGAGGCGCUGCUCUGUCUCUACAAACUCCUCGGUGACGCAGACGUCGGCUGCCGCCCGGACGUGUUGGGGCUGGUGUAUUUGGGAAUGAAAGCCCACAGCAAGUGUGUGAGCGUGCAGGUGUCGGGGUCAGCGUGUGUGUUUAACCUCACCAUUCUGGAGCUGGCAGAGGGGAUGUCGCAAAGGCUGCUGGGAAAUGUGAUGAGACACAUAAUCACCACCAUGAGAACCUUUCCUGAUCAUAAACAGAUCCAGAAGAACUGCCUACUGAGUCUGUGCAGUAAUUAUAUCCUGGAUGUCGUCCCCUUUAACAGGUGUGAAGCAGCUAAACAGGUGAUGAUGUGUUUUAUUUCUAAUGAAGACGAAACUCUACAGUCGCUCUGUGCGUCCGUCAUCGUCGUACUGAUGUCAAAGUUGAGUCAGGAAGAAAUUGUCGAGCUGGGAACUGAAAAGAUCAUCAUGAAGCGCUUGUUACAUUUGGUGCAACAAAGGGCAUCAAUGGGACUGUUGGACAAUAUACUUGAAGGCACUCUGACUGCUCUGUGGGGUCUCACAGAUGAUGCAAACACCGCCUGCACACACUUCCUGCAGUGUGAGGGUCUGGAGUUGUACAAAGAACUCAUGGAGACAUAUUACUCCAAUCCCAGGGUACUGAAGAUUGUUCUCGGCCUCCUCACUAACGUGUCCGAGAUGGAGGACCUCCACGCUCAGCUGAUGGAUGAGGAACUCCUGCAGCUUCUUCUCGUUCUGAUGGAAAAGAAAGAGGUGGAGGUGAGUUAUUUAGCUGGCGGUUUCCUUGCCAACAUCACAUCCAGCGGUGUGUGGAGUCUGGACUCGGCUCUGCAACAUGAAAUUCUUACUAAACUGCACUCUGCUGUGAUGUCAUGGACUCCUCCAGAGCAUUCUAUUAUCUCAUACCGGUCACUGCGUCCACUCUAUCUUCUCAUGGGAGUGUCUCAGCCGUCUGCAGUGCAGCUCUGGGCUCUCUGGGGCAUCAGACAUAUCUGCACACACAAAGUGUCUCACUACAGGAGGAUGCUGGAGGAGGAGGGCGGCUUGGACGUACUCCGCACACUGACCUCUGACCCCAAUACACACAGCGAUGUACACUCAUUUGCCACAGACACACUCCACCUGGUGGAGGGACAAAGUUUGACACACACCUCAACUUGAAUUUGUAUGCAGAAGAAUUUGGUGCAGAAGAUCUAAUAAUGACAUCGUAUAAGUUAUUGACUGAAACACACAUUAAACUCAUAUCUGCUUUAGUUCUGUAAGAGACAGUUAAAAAAGACAGAUUUGAACUUUUAUUUAUUAUUAAAAAUAUACAAUUAUUCAUAA